Messenger RNA from Chlorocebus sabaeus (green monkey), 2203 nucleotides. It is a transcript of the gene ACKR2, whose product is annotated as atypical chemokine receptor 2. Gene Ontology annotation, molecular function: C-C chemokine receptor activity; C-C chemokine binding. Lineage: Eukaryota; Metazoa; Chordata; Mammalia; Primates; Cercopithecidae. Gene Ontology annotation, cellular component: membrane; external side of plasma membrane. Gene Ontology annotation, biological process: immune response; positive regulation of cytosolic calcium ion concentration; cell chemotaxis. The record is from RefSeq and is a predicted model, not a curated record.
CAAUGCCAUGCCUUUAACCACCUGACAUUACUGCUCUGUUAUUGCUCAGUUCAGGUGGAGACAACAGGCAUUCACCAAGCACUUGCUGUGUGUCAAGGGGGCAGUGGGACUGGAGGUGAGGGCGGCUGAGAUACUGAUCCUGGACCACAGGUGCUGCACUGGGAAGGUGAACCCCCAUACUGCUAAGCGUGUGGCAGGCAAUGUAUCAUAUAUCCACAGUCAUUCAUUCACUCACUCAUUCAGUCUCUGGCCUGUCCCUGGGCUCUGGUUGGUGGGUCUGAUAUGGUCGUUCCCCUGAGAGCUCCUGACCCAGCAGGGGAACAGACAGUUAAACAGUAGGCUAACCAUACAGCGAUGCCAUGAAGGGGAGUCAGGGAGAAGGGAAGGAAAGAGGGAAGAUGAUUAGGAAAGUCUGGGAGAUGAAACUAUUGGUGACACAGUGGGUGUAGCAGACACAGCCCUGCUUAGUGGAAAUUAUGGCCAGAGAAAGAGAUUGGGUGGAGUUUAGAACUGGGGCAGAAUGGGAGUAAGAUCUUGCUGAGAAGGUAUCCAGGAUGAAGAAGCUGGAGGCAGGAUCUCUGAAGGUGAUGUUGGGAAGGCUCUUCAGGUAGACACAGGGUAAGCAAAGGCCUGGACGUCUGGGAUGGGCUGUUAGUGGACUUGACCCAGCUACCAGGGAAUCAUUCCAGAGAGGGGAUACAUGCUUUCCAAACACUGUCUUUGGGGGAUGCUCUUUUAUAGGGUGGGAGGUCAUCUGAGCUUGACUCUUAUCAAUGAGAGAAAUAGCUCACGGCUAUGCAGCUGAGAUGAGGGCUGGGACAAGGGCAAAGGGAUUUUUUUUUUUUUUUUCCGGUUGAAAGCAGGAUAUACGCAGGCUGCUGUCCAGAGAGGGGAUGAGUACAUGGAGAGGAAUUACAAUCUCUCUGCAUUUCCCUGAGGAAGAGGCACCUGGGCACUGCUCUCUCCUUUCAGGCCUUGUGGUGGACCUUCCCAAGCAAGUCAUUCUGGCUCCGGACAUCGGGACUGGGCACUUCCUUCCAACAUGGCCGCCACUGCCUCUCCGCAGCCACUCACCACUGAGGAUGCCGGUCCUGAGAAUAGCAGCUUCUAUUACUAUGACUACCUGGAUGAGGUGACCUUCAUGCUCUGCAGGAAGGAUGCAGUGGUGUCCUUUGGCAAAGUCUUCCUGCCAGUCUUCUAUAGCCUGAUUUUUGUGUUGGGCCUGAGCGGGAACCUCCUUCUUCUCAUGGUCUUGCUCCGGUACGUGCCUCGCAGGCAGAUGACUGAGGUCUAUCUGCUGAAUCUGGCCAUCUCCAACCUUCUGUUUCUGGUGACACUGCCCUUCUGGGGCAUCUCCGUGGCCUGGCAUUGGGUCUUUGGGAGUUUCUUGUGCAAGAUGGUGAGCACUCUUUAUACUACUAACUUUUACAGUGGCAUCUUUUUCAUUAGUUGCAUGAGCCUGGACAAGUACCUGGAGAUCGUUCAUGCUCAGCCCUACCACAGGCUGAGAACCCGGGCCAAGAGCCUGCUCCUUGCUACCAUAGUAUGGGCUGUGUCCCUGGCCGUCUCCAUCCCUGAUAUGGUCUUUGUACAGACACAUGAAAAUCCCAAGGGUGUGUGGAACUGCCACGCAGAUUUCGGCGGGCAUGGGACCAUUUGGAAGCUCUUCCUCCGCUUCCAGCAGAACCUCCUAGGGUUUCUCCUUCCACUCCUUGUCAUGAUCUUCUUCUAUGCCCGUAUUGGUUGUGUCUUGGUGAGGCUGAGGCCCCCAGGCCAGGGCCGGGCUCUAAAAAUAGCUGCAGCCUUGGUGGUGGCCUUCUUCGUGCUAUGGUUCCCAUACAAUCUCACCUUGUUCCUGCAUACGCUGUUGGACCUGCAAGUAUUCGGGAACUGUAAGGUCAGCCAGCAUCUAGACUACGCACUCCAGGUGACAGAGAGCAUCGCCUUCCUUCACUGCUGCUUUUCACCCAUCCUGUAUGCCUUCUCCAGUCGCCGCUUCCGCCAGUACCUGAAGGCUUUCCUGGCCGCUGUGCUUGGAUGGCACCUGGCACCUGGCACUGCCCAGGCCCCAUUAUCCAACUGUUCUGAGAGCAGCAUACUUACUGCCCAAGAAGAAAUGACUGGCAUGAAUGACCUUGGGGAGAGGCAGUCUGAGAACUCCCCUAACAAGGAGGAUGUGGGGAAUAAAUCAGCCUGAGUGACC